GAUACUCCCCAUUCAUCCAAGUCCUGGACUAAAAGUGCUUCGAUCCUGCAAACGUAAAGGACCAUUUCUGUUCAUGGUUACAUUAUAAGGACCAAAAUACAACCUAUUCAUAUACCUAAAUGGACUAAUUAGCACCUAUAUGCUUUGCUUUUUCUCAAAGAGAGCGCGCGAACCAGAAAGCAAGCUGAGUUUCUCAUUUUUGGGGUUUAGGGUUUUUGCAAUUUUCCUUCUGAUCUUCCCAUCAGAUGGGGGCACCAAAUAGUCCUGUCUCUUGUCACUCUCCUCGCAGCUCCAUCUCCUCUUCUUCCUUCAUUAGAGAAGUUCACUUAUACGAUUGGUGGUUGAUUAAAGCCGAAGAUGGUGCUGGAGGCAAGCAAUUGGGUGUUCAAGGUUUCGCUUGUAAACAGAGACCAGAUGAUAGACUUUUCACCUCCGCAGCAAUUGCGAUGAGGCAUGAUACUGUCACUUUAGUGACAGUGGAUGGCAUCUCCAUUCUUGUUAGCGGUUUAAUAAAUAGGGUUCGGACUCUUCAAAAUGGGUUCUCAUCAGAGGUUUGCAACCAGUUCCUUAUUGGAUUUCCGUACAACUGGAAAGAAUCGGCUGCUCUAUCAUUUGAGGAAUCAACCAAUGAGGAUGCAGCCUUUGGAAAUCCUGGUUUCUCAGAUUCAAAAGCAUCAGCUGAUCGCACAAGUAGCUCCUUCUCUAUGCCUAUUGAUCAUCUUCCCACCACUGUUUUACGAGAUAUCUUAAUAUCGAGUGCUGGUAAUCCAGAAGGCGGGAUGCUAAGAAAGAGUAUUUUUCGUGAAAUAGUGCAGAAAUAUGGUACCAAUGCUUUUAACAUUGGUGAAGCUUCUUGUUUGAACGAAAAAAGUGGUAAUCUGGUCACAACCGAAGAUCCUUCUUUGAAUGAAAAUCCUAGUCAAAAGAAGAAAGCUAAAACUAAUCGGAAGCAAGAGGAUAGCUGUACACCAGAUGCAAAAUAUGGAAAAGAAGACUUUCGGCAAGCUACUCUGGAGGAUAUACCAGAAAAGAGUGUUUUGAGUAGAAUACUACAUAAAAGUGGUGACAAUGCUUCUAUCCUUGGUGAAAAUUCUUGUUUGAACCAAAAAAGUGGUACUCAUGUCAUAAGCAGAGGUCUUUCACUGGAUGAAACUCCUUGUCAAAAGAAGAAAGCUGCAGCUAGUUUGAAGAAUGAAGAUGAUAACCAUGUGCCCGAUGCACAAAGUAGAAAAGAAGUGCUUCAGAAAUGUAAUGAUGAGAGUGGAGCUGGCAUUGAUAACAAUAGCUUAAGUAGCAGCCCUUUCACAAGAAGUAAAGCUAGCGUAUAUAAGAAAACCACAGUUAACCAGAAGGAAGAAGAAAAGAGAGAUGUGCAUAAAGUAGAAUCUGGACAAGGAGAUUUUGGGAUACUUAACCAUGCCACUAGCUCGAGUGAUGGUCCAUUGACAAGAAGUAGAGCUCAAAAACAAGUUUAAUAAACAAGUUCAAGAAGGAAAUAGAUAUUUGUGAAAGGUGUUAUCGGAGUUUCGUUGUGCAGAUUAACUACCUCUGUAUAGUAAUGGAAGUUCCAUAAAUCAGAGUGUUUAUGGAUUUGUCACCAUGUUAUUGUAGUCCAUAAGGGAGAUUGGGAACCAUUCUUGUUCAAAUUUUGAAGGUUAUGUUUUGUUAUGGAUUGCAUAACACCUCCUUGUCUCUUCUUCUAAAUGUCAAUCUAGCAUUUCAAUUUUU
Molecule: messenger RNA, 1728 nt
Organism: Nicotiana tabacum (common tobacco)
Lineage: Eukaryota; Viridiplantae; Streptophyta; Magnoliopsida; Solanales; Solanaceae
Source: RefSeq, a predicted model, not a curated record